GUGUGGUAUGGCCUGGCUUUACGGUUUAGAGGGAGGGUUUCACGGCAGGCGUUGACACGUUCCUACCAUCCACCCUGCUACCGUGGUAUGAAUUGCGAAGAUUAUGAUACCAGAACGCAGAUCUUCACCGGAGGACCCGGCUCCAGAGAGUCGGUUGUGUUCUAAUUCGUACGAAUGGCCCGCUGCCGUUGGGGAAACAACCGGCGCUUCUGUCGCUUAUCCAAGGCGCUCCAGAUAGAGGUAGCAAUUCUGAAACACGACACAAAAGCGACGAUAGCUUACACUACACGGCUGACUGGCAAAACUCGAAAAGGCGAUAUCUCCGGGGUCACGAGACGUUGAGAUAGGGAGAGACAGGCGAUCCCGAAAAUAAGUGUUGAUUAUAAACCAGAGAUAUCAAGGAUUCCAUGAUUUUGAACACCUUCAAAGCUUCCCCGCGGUCUAGCGAAUCCAUCGGCUUGUUAAUGGCACAGGGGGCUCUGUGUUCUGUCCGUUUGAGGCAGAUAUUCUGGGGAGCAGGUUCAAGACAUGCCGUCUUUCUCGGUUUUCAGUAUAAUACUGUCUUGCUUGUCAAGUUCCCUAUGUUACAACCCAAGCUUUGCACGGCCCGCUACCCAGGUGUAAGACUAGGGGUGCAUGCGGGACAAAAUCCUUCAGGCUGGAGCUCGAGUUCCUAUUGGUCCGUGUUUUCCAGCUCGACCCGUGGUAGGCCAGGGUUGAGAUGUACUAAAAGCCUAAUUGGACACAAUCGUUCAACCACCCACUUUGCCCUACUAACGGGUACUAACACCUGUAUCAUCGUACCAUUCAUCAGUGUGGUAGUAAGCCCAGACAACCCAGAACAGAAUAUAGAUGGCCCGGACCAAUACAGCACGAUGGAGAAAGACCAAAUAAACUUAUUGAGUAAGCAACAAAGACAAGCUAGGAUUGGAGGUCUGUUUCGAUAUGUUUCAUGGUCGCGUGUAUUCAGAUGUGGCGGCUGUUUCGACGCCAUACGCCAUCGGCAGUGAUCCGAAGAGAAUCGUGAAGAGGUGGAUGGGGUCCAGAAAAAGCUACGGGAACAGGUGGUCUCUGCUUGUUUCUCGGCUUGUAGGCUUGUAUUAAAGGGAUGGAGAUAAAACAAACGCUGGCCUAGGUGUCUGUCCAGUCGGGGUCCGGAUGCGUUUCGUUCCUACCUACAUAUGAUUGCCGAGAGGGAUGACCUGCAUAGAAGCGUGCGAAGAUUUCUUCGACCUAUUUCUGCAUUCGAUAGGCUUAAUAAGGCAGAGUAGGGCUAGCGACCACGGGAGAGGUACGUAGAAACUACCUAGUAAAGCAGGAUUUGCACAUGUAGAUAUUGGAUGGAUGUAUUGAUCAACUAGACACACCCGUCGGCACGUAAUAAUCUUACACAACAGGGUUCCCACGUUUUUCUACCUUCUCGAUGCAUGUCGCAGAUACAAUGUCUUCUAUCAGUCUCUUUCCGGAGGCGUGUUACGAAACGACGCCAUUAAUUUGUAAGACUGCACUUUCCUGGAACCUUCCUCACUCGGCAUCUUCGACGUUUGGGUGCGGAGUUUGCGGGAUCGGACGACUAGCAAGUGCAGUCGGCAUGCAGACAUACUUAGCAACAUCGAUUUGAAUAACUUGGACAGCAGUUGCCCGCAGCAAACUGUAUAGCCUUGAGGUAUGUUUAGAAGUCGCGGAGUAGGUAGCGAACCGUUCUUACCC
Messenger RNA from Annulohypoxylon truncatum, 1710 nucleotides. RefSeq lists its product as uncharacterized. The record is from RefSeq and is a predicted model, not a curated record. The transcript has 3 exons. The coding region runs from base 408 to 1010 and encodes 200 amino acids. Lineage: Eukaryota; Fungi; Ascomycota; Sordariomycetes; Xylariales; Hypoxylaceae.